AUGGCCGAGCACCACGCAGCGCUCAAGGGCUCGACGGCCAUGAGCUACGGCUCGUUCGCGACCAAGACGUCGUGGCUGGCAGAGCAGAUCAACACACCGACCAAGACGCUGAUCGAGCAAGACUUUUGCUCGAGCCACGAGCAGUGCAUUGCAUACGAAGAAGAGACGCCCCACUCGAAGAAGCUCGUUGUCAAGUUUGACGAGCAUGGCGUCAUGUCGUUUACCGAGCUGUCACGCGCCGACGUCAUGCAGAUCGUCCAGGAGCACUCGAGUCCCAAGCUCAUUAGCAAGGACGAUACCAGCGAAAUGCGACACGAUAGCUACACCAAGCACUCUCGCCCCGUGCGCAAGCGGGCAAGCGUCAACAUGGCCCCAUCGGCAGUCUGCGAAGUGCAGGCACUGCACAUGCGCGACUUGCGCAAGCUCGACCAUACGUUUAGUGCGACGAACGAGCCUUCGAUCGCGGUGCGGAAGCAAGUCAUCUUGGUCAACGCAGAUCCUCUGCGCGGCGUCAUCAUGCGCGACUGCUGCUUGCUCUUCGUACCCAACGGCGCCGACACGCUCAUCCAGCUGCUUCGCAACAAGAUGGCGCUUUCCAAGUCGGAGGAAGGCCACAUUCACUUUGAAUUCCGUGCGCUCGAAGCUAUCUUCUACUCAAUCUGCAAGAUGCUGAGCUCGGACUGCGAGCGGCUAAUCUCUGUCGUCUCCGAGGCACUGAGCCGCUUGGCGGGCGCGCAGCUCUCGUCGGGCGAAAUUGAAGUGCUCCACAUUCUUAAAAACAAAGUGAACGAGUUCGAGUCGCAAGUCACGGGCCUUCGACGCGUGCUCAUGGAGCUGCUGGAAAACGAACAGGACCUCAAGUUGCUGUACUUGACCAAGAUGUAUGAGAAUCCGUACAUGACCCGGGACAUGUUUGCCUUCGACUCGGAAGAAGCCGAAGCCCUCCUCGAAGCGUACCUACAGGACAUUCAUUCGAUGCGCGCCAAAGUCCGUUUGAUCCAGCAGCGCAUGGCCAACACGGAGAAUGUCGUCAUGCUCAAGAUGGACGCGGUCCGGAACUCGCUUCUUUCGAUCGACACGAUGUUCGGUCUCAUCAUGCUCUGCCUCAACUUUGCCAUGUUCGUCGCCAGCUCGUUUGGUAUGAACCUUGUCUCUGGCUACGAGACAACGCCGCAUCUCUUUUGGGGCGUCCUUGGCUCGUCCGUCUCGAUCUCGAUGGUCUUGAUCCUCCUCGGCGUCCGCUUCUUUAAGCGCCAAGGCAUUGCGCUCGUCUGAG
Saprolegnia parasitica CBS 223.65 is the source of this 1276-nucleotide messenger RNA. RefSeq lists its product as hypothetical. Bases 1 to 1275 code for a protein of 424 amino acids. Gene Ontology annotation, molecular function: magnesium ion transmembrane transporter activity. The record is from RefSeq and is a predicted model, not a curated record. Gene Ontology annotation, biological process: magnesium ion transport. The transcript has 10 exons. Lineage: Eukaryota; Oomycota; Saprolegniomycetes; Saprolegniales; Saprolegniaceae.